GCAGAGGGACUUAGGAUGUUUGUUGUCUCCUCGGCGACGGUGCCAGAGAGCUUCUGCCGGACCGGCGGGGGAAGCGGCCAUGGCCAAGGAGGCUGAGCUCAGCAGUCAGCCCCGAUGGAAGCGCUGCGGGCCGCGGGGCGCCCGAAUUCGGUGCAGCCUCGGCGAGCUCCUGAACGGGCUUCAGAAGGAGCACAGCGACGACGUCGCCCUCUACACCUCGGGCCACCUGAACCCCAGCAAGCUCUACAGGCCCCCCGAGACCAUCCUGCACCACUGGCGCAACGCCCACGGGCCGCAGGCGCAGAAAGCGACGGGGGCCGAAGCGCCGCGGGCCCAGAGGCACCGGUACGUGAGCUCGCACCUGGCGGGCGCCACCAGGGCGGACAAGUACAGGGCCUUCCUGCGCUUCCAAAAGGAGGUCGUCGCCAAGCAAGAUCUGCUGAGGAGCGACCUCGCCAGGAGCCAGGCCGCGCUGUGCCACGAGAAGAAGCUGGAGCAGGAGCUGCAGAAGGUGUGCGUGUGCGACCCUCGGCAGUUCCACAAGCUCCAGGUCCUCGCGGCCGUCUUCGAAGACGUCUGCAACAGUUCGCUGUUGUUCGGGGACAUCCUGAGGGAGGUCAAGAAUGAAUACGAGCUCUACAUGGCCAUCCUUCUGAAGUCGCCGCACACGGCCCAGUACCAGAGUUUGCUGGCUCAAGUCCAGGAGCUGGAGAAGUGGUCCCUGAGGAGCGCAGCCAUCGGCCAGGCCAAGGAGGAGCUGAGGGCGCUUGUGAAGGCCACUAAAGUGGCCUUGGAGCAUAAUGACAAACUCAGAAGUGAGCUGGAGGAGGAGCGCGGGCUGCUGCAGUCGGCUCAGGACAACUCAGAAUCACCUGAGAAAAAUGUAAUGGAUGAGAAACAACUUACUCUUAUUGAGAAGGUUGAAAAGAGAAGGUGUGAAAUACUUAAGAAAUGGGAUGACAUUCAAGAUCUUGAAAGAGAAAUGAAAACAACUUUGAUUCAUACAGGAAUUUCACAUAUCACCGAGAAUAAGAUUAAAAGCUUAGAGAUCGAAGCUAUAAAAUUGGAAACGGCAAACAAAAUCUUAAAGAAGAAAAUAUGUAUUAUCGAAAACCAGCUGAAGCAGUGCAUGCUGAAGAAUAACAUGAGUGGAGACAAGCAGCGGGACCUUUGGGAAUUUAUUGCAGAAUUUAUAAAAUUUAAAGAAACAGACAAUAACUCUCAAGUGCCUGGAAAAAUCACCUAUGAAAAUUCACGACCACCAUGUACAUAACGUGACUGUUUAUGGAUGUAUAAGUUG
This is a messenger RNA of Pteropus alecto (black flying fox), 1300 nucleotides long. RefSeq names its product chromosome unknown C6orf118 homolog (gene CUNH6orf118). NCBI's taxonomy places the organism in Eukaryota, Metazoa, Chordata, Mammalia, Chiroptera, Pteropodidae. The transcript is spliced from 11 exons. The record is from RefSeq and is a predicted model, not a curated record. Bases 80 to 1273 code for a protein of 397 amino acids.